Messenger RNA from Heterobasidion irregulare TC 32-1, 627 nucleotides. RefSeq lists its product as uncharacterized. Gene Ontology annotation, molecular function: DNA-directed RNA polymerase activity; DNA binding. The record is from RefSeq and is a predicted model, not a curated record. Bases 1 to 627 code for a protein of 208 amino acids. Lineage: Eukaryota; Fungi; Basidiomycota; Agaricomycetes; Russulales; Bondarzewiaceae. The transcript is spliced from 6 exons. Gene Ontology annotation, biological process: DNA-templated transcription. Gene Ontology annotation, cellular component: RNA polymerase I complex; RNA polymerase III complex; RNA polymerase II, core complex.
AUGUCUGAUGGCGACGACGCUGCAAAACUAUGGAAGGUCAAUCGAACGAUCCACGAACUCGUCAAGGACAGAGGCUUCCAAGUCUCGGACGAUGAAAUCAACAUGGAUUUGGCCACAUUUAAGUCGCUGUAUGCGAACAGCGGAGAUAGUGUCGAUCGAAAUCAAUUGAACUUCUUCACGAAUUCACGGACAAACUCCAGCGAUCAGAUAUUCGUGUUCUUUUCUGACGAAAAGAGUGUUGGCGUCAAAACAAUGCGAAAACUCCUCAGCAUCCUUGAUGAGAAAAAAAUUGAACGCGGUAUCAUCAUCUUUCCGGGCACCAUGACCUCCUCCGCGCGCAAGGUUAUCCUUGCUAUGCAUAACAAAUUCAAGCUGGAAGAAUUCGCCGAAGCCGACCUUCUCGUGAACAUCACACAUCACAGGCUUGUACCUCGCCACGAGGUCCUUACCGUCGAUGAAAAAAAACUCCUCCUGGACCGAUAUCGCCUGAAAGAAACACAGCUACCACGUAUCCAAAUCGCAGAUCCCAUCGCACGAUACUAUGGUCUCCGACGCGGACAAGUCGUCAAAAUUACCAGGCCGAGUGAGACGAGCGGUCGCUACGCCAGCUAUCGCAUCUGUUUCUGA